CGGUCUGGGCCUCAUGCCACCCGCCUGGUGUCGUCCGCCUGUGAAAGAUGUCACCCGGAGACAGGCGGACGGGAAGUUUCCCCCUUGUUCUCAUCAUUUCCAGAAGGGGACAAGGGGUGGCCUCCCCCCACAGGGGCAGCCUGUGGCCGUGUGGCAGCCUGGCCUCACCCCGGCGGGGUUGUGCGUGACCCCCGAGUGGGGGAAGGAAGGCUGUUGCCAUGGUGGCCUGUGUGAGGCAAAUUCCUCCAGGGUGAAGUGGGAGAUAUUUAUACCCAGGGUCAGGCAGCCAGCGGGCCAGCGGCUGAGGGCAGGAGAGCCGGGAUAUCGCUCGGACGCAGCCAGGCCGUGGACAAUGGCAUCUCUCCACCACAUCCUGGUUCUCUGUGUGGGUUUCCUCACCAUGGCCAGUGCAGAGGCUCCGCAGGAACACGACCCAUUCACCUAUGACUACAAAACCCUGCGGAUCGGAGGCCUCAUCAUCGCCGGGAUCCUCUUCAUCCUCGGUAUCCUCAUCGUCCUGAGCCGAAGAUGCCGGUGCAAAUUCAACCAGCAGCAGAGGACUGGGGAGCCUGAUGAAGAGGAGGGAACUUUCCGCAGCUCCAUCCGCCGUCUGUCCACCCGCAGGCGGUAGAGACACCUGGUGCGACGGAAGCCAGCCAGGAUUCCCCGGGCACCUGACGCCUCCCGCCCACCACCUGAGCACCCGCCGGCACCUGGACUGCCCUCUUCGCCAGCCCUGCCCCCACAGACUCCUCUCUGCCGCCCAGACUUCAAUAAAACAUGCUUUUCUCUCUUGACA
Messenger RNA from Hyaena hyaena (striped hyena), 799 nucleotides. It is a transcript of the gene FXYD1, whose product is annotated as FXYD domain containing ion transport regulator 1. Gene Ontology annotation, biological process: regulation of sodium ion transmembrane transporter activity; monoatomic ion transport. Gene Ontology annotation, cellular component: membrane. NCBI's taxonomy places the organism in Eukaryota, Metazoa, Chordata, Mammalia, Carnivora, Hyaenidae. The coding region runs from base 14 to 631 and encodes 205 amino acids. Gene Ontology annotation, molecular function: sodium channel regulator activity. The transcript is spliced from 8 exons. The record is from RefSeq and is a predicted model, not a curated record.